Messenger RNA from Anarrhichthys ocellatus (wolf-eel), 3059 nucleotides. RefSeq names its product cytochrome b561 (gene cyb561). The coding region runs from base 165 to 923 and encodes 252 amino acids. The record is from RefSeq and is a predicted model, not a curated record. Lineage: Eukaryota; Metazoa; Chordata; Actinopteri; Perciformes; Anarhichadidae. Gene Ontology annotation, molecular function: oxidoreductase activity. The transcript has 6 exons. Gene Ontology annotation, cellular component: lysosomal membrane.
AUGGGUUGGGCUUUUCGGGAGGGCAUCCAAAACACACAAACAAACGCGCGCCUGCACGCACGCCUGUACGCACGCAUACAGUCUUGCACGGUCAGAGGGAGAAGGAAGGCGGAUCUGCAGAUAUAAACAGGACUUCCUCAGCAGAGCAGAGACACAGCGCAAUCAUGGAUGAAGCGGCCCCGCGUCAUGCUCGCUCUGUGUUCCCAUGGCUGGUGGGAGCGUCGCAGGUGGUGGGUCUGGCGGCUGUGGUGCUGACCGGCGUGUGGAUGGGCCACUUCCGCGGCGGCUUCGCCUGGGAUGGCUCGGAGCUGGAGUUUAACCUGCACCCUCUGUGCAUGGUGUUGGGGCUGGUCUUCCUGCAGGGCGACGCCAUCCUGGUCUACAGAGUAUUUCGAAAUGAGACCAAGAGGAACAUUAAGAUGCUUCAUGGCAUCAUUCACCUGCUGGCCCUCAUCAUCAGCAUCAUAGGUUUUGUAGCUGUGUUUGAUUCCCACAGAUCAGCAAAGAUCCCAGACAUGUACUCUCUACACAGCUGGUGCGGCAUGGCUACCAUGGUCUUAUUCUGCAUACAGUGGGUGAUGGGUUUGCUGUUCUUCCUGUUUCCUGUUGCGUCGUCAUGGUUACGAGCCUCGUACCUCCCCAUCCAUGGGUUCUGUGGUGUGGUGCUGCUGGUUAUGGCCAUAGGGAGCAGCCUGAUCGGCAUCACGGAGAAACUCCUCUUCAGCAUCAUGUCAACCUACUCUCUGUUCACCCCUGAGGGGGUGCUGGCCAACGUCUUGGGGAUCCUGCUGCUGUGCUUCGGGGUGCUGCUGGGCUACAUCAUCACCAGGGAGGAGUACCGGCGUCCGCCGAAUCCAGAGGAGGAGUCUCUGUCCGUCCACUUCAAGACCCUGACCGAGGGGGGGUCGCCCACUACACCUUAAACCUGAGGCUGACGUCUUAACACCGCCCCCCUCAUCUUGAUACAGUGUGCUGCCAGCAGACUAGCUGGUGUUACAUGUCUCUGUUAUUACCUAGUUACAGAAAAUAAAAGUUUAGGUUUGGUUCAGUAAAAUCAAUAAAAUCACGGACAAGCAUUAAUGACCAAUCCGAUCCAUCUUAGAUUGCUGAACAGACCAGUCAACUUUCACCCAAAAGGAUUUAUUUACACUUGAUUUAUUCUAUUUCAGAAUGAAAAAGAAUAAGACAAUUGUAAAUGUAAAGGCGCAAUGCAGUAAAAGGAAAAUAGCAUCGCAACAAAUCAGAUUUAAUAUAUCUCUUUGAUAGAGAAAUAGCAAGGGGUCUGGCGCCUCCUCACUUCGUCUCAAUCGAGAACCCAAGAAGCCCAGACUUAGCAAUCACAGUUCCUAGUUGUCUCCACAUUGAGCCCCAGUGGGAAGCUACAUUUUUGAGGCAGCGCCGUGCCUACAGCUGCCACGCAGAAGUAUAAAUAUAUAAAAAGAGUGCCUGCAGCUCAGAAACUGUUUGUCCUGGAGUUGCUGCUUUUGGUCCUACAGUAUCUUCGGUAGUAUCUCUACUGUGGGAUGAAUGUUUUCGUAGUCCCAACAACAUCAACAGAGUGAUACGUCUUCUCCGGUAAAAAUAAAUCCAGCUGAUCGAUGUUAGGAGUUUAACAUUCAUGCACAUCAUAUUGAUUGUUUAAGUUUAUCAAUGUAAUACUUCCAAUCCAGGACCUUCAGUAUUUUAAAGAAGCCCUGCGAGGCAAAUGAGAAAAAGAGGUUUUGCCAGAAUAAUCUUUCCAAUUGUUCCUUUCAUUUUCUUUUCCAUCUUUGAAACAGGUGGGGGGAAACAAGUUUUGCCAAGAACAAUAGUUACUUUCUUUGCAUCUGUGAAAACAGGUUUUAGCAGAGACUAAAAGCAUGUAUGUUUUCUUCCAGGUGAGUUUUAGUGUACAUAACUUGAUAACACUAUAUUACAAUAUAUGAACCUCGUGUUUUAGAGUUAAAAAAAAGAAUGGGGUAGUGGUGCAUGUCAGCCUCUUGUGGUCAAAACGAGUAUUACAAUAAUCGCACACUAAUCUAGACAAAAGUCCCUUCAACUCACCGGCCAAAACUUUUUUUUCACCUGUUUCACAAAUGAAAAAGAAAAGAGUUAAUUAAACUUUGGAAAAUGAUCCUGGCAAAACCUUUUUUUUACUUGUUCUUAAGCCAUAAACACUUAGAAACACAUCUUAGAAAAUGGAUCACCAGAAAAUCACUUACUUGCCGCUCAGUGCUUCUGUAGUAUUUGGAUCAAGUAGCUCCUGAAGAAUCAGGUGUGCCAAAUGUUGUAUAUCGAGCAUCCUUGGCACAACAAUGUCUUUUCUACUGCAUUAAGUUGUUGCUUGAGUGUGCACUGGUAGGCUGUGUCAUCUAGGUAAAUAUAAGUAUCUGAUUGGAGGGCGAAGAAGCCUUGAUGCGGAUAUCCCCGCUUUUGUACAGUUUGACUCUAUUACACACCAGAAGUCAAACUGAUGCCAAACAUCGCGCUCAAAUUUGACCUCUCUCUUCUCUUCUCUUUUCCCAAUUUUGAUAAGUCACGGAGCAUAAUAAUAUUUAUUAGUAAAACAAGCUUUUUUGGAAAAUCAUUUACAUCACACUACUUUUGUGGGUCACAACACUAUUUCUUGAUCUCGAAAAACAAAGUCUGUCCUCUCAUUUGAUUUUUCCCACGGUAUCUAUAUGUCCCAGAUCUAAGUGAAGUCAGUACUGUUUGUCCACAAUGCAAGAUGCAUAAGCAAAAUAUAUUCCAUUUGUCCAUUAGUAAGCUGUUUGUAUUUAAAUGGACUGCCAAGUUAACAUCUGUACAGUGUGUAUUCAGUUGUAUGUGAUAAGAGUUUGGUUACUUGAUGCACUUUGACCUAAGGAUGUUAAAUUCAUAUCUUUACUGUGUUUAUCAAAAUUAAAUAUAACAAGUAUCUACAGUUUUUUUGGGGUUUUUUUUGGCUUGAGUUCAGGACUCCGCACUAGUGCCUAAUACAAAGCUCUUACUGAACUUUGCUGAAUGUUUUCUGUCUAAUGUACUUCUUGAUAGUGUCAUAUUUCAAAGGGAAGUCUUAAUGAAAGGUAAUGUAACCUGAA